UUUCGCGGAGGUAAAUGAGUAAAAGAGUUUUUGUAGAAAAUGGAAGCCCAGAGUGGUGAGUAAGUCCAAUUCUCGGUGGUGCCGAGUGGAGUCCCAUAGCAAGGACGCCAGAAAGAGGAGGGAAAAUACUGUUACUCAAAGCCGCUUCUCUAGCCCUAACAAAUUCCAUACUCUAACUCGUAGUUUCUGCAAAUCCUCAUUUAACUUCACCAAUUGCUCCCAUACAGUAUCUGUUCAACAUCACUCUCUCCCAAUUGCGAGAGGUAGAGCUCUCGUUUGCUUUCGACACAGAGGUUUUAGAUUAUCGUUACUCUAUUGAACCCUAGAGAGAAUCGUAGCAUAGGCGUUUUCGACUCUGAAUUCUUCUGUUCCUCGAAGAUUGAAGCUAGCCAGUUAGGGUUUUAGCGUUUUAUGAUUUCCCUCUCACUUCUACAACUCCAUCAUGAGUCCCGUUCAGGAUUUCGAGCAACAUUCUCGUCAUCUCGUGGAGGCCGACCUCCCAAUUCAGGUGAGGCUGCAGAUGGUGAUGGAGGUUAGGGAUAGUCUUGAGAUUGCUCACACUGCCGAGUACUUGAAUUUUCUAAAGUGUUACUUCAGGGCAUUCUCAGCGAUACUGCUGCAAAUUACGAAGCCACAGUAUGUGGAUAAUCAGGAGCACAAGCUUCGGAAUAUUGUGGUUGAGAUAUUGAAUAGACUUCCACACAGUGAAGUUCUCCGUCCCUUUGUACAGGACCUCUUGAAGGUUGCCAUGCAAGUGCUUACCACGGAUAAUGAGGAGAAUGGCUUAAUUUGUAUCCGAAUAAUCUUUGACCUUUUGAGGAACUUUAGGCCGACUCUAGAAAAUGAAGUCCAGCCAUUUCUGGACUUCGUCUGCAAGAUUUACCAAAAUUUUAAACUGACUGUUAGCCAUUUCUUUGAGAACAUGGCAAUGACUGGGGAAGAUGUCAAGCCCAUGGAGACUUCACUUUCUGAUCAAGGUAUAAACACUGCCACUGCAACUGGUUCACAGCUUAAUCCAAGUACGCGCUCAUUCAAGAUAGUUACAGAGAGUCCACUGGUGGUGAUGUUUCUGUUUCAAUUAUAUAGCCGUUUAGUGCAAUCAAAUAUUCCUCAAUUAUUGCCAUUGAUGGUUGCCGCUAUAUCAGUUCCCGGCCCUGAAAGGGUUCCUCCCCAUUUGAAAAAUCAUUUCAUCGAGCUUAAGGGUGCACAGGUUAAGACAGUGUCCUUUUUAACUUAUCUGUUGAAGAGCUAUGCUGAUUAUAUAAGGACACAUGAAGAAAGUAUAUGUAAAAGCAUUGUGAAUUUGCUUGUUACAUGCUCUGAUUCUGUAUCCAUUAGAAAGGAGUUAUUAAUAUCCCUGAAACAUGUCCUUGGAACUGAUUUCAGGAGAGGUUUAUUUCCUCUUAUCGAUACUCUAUUGGAAGAAAGGGUUCUAGUUGGGUCUGGACGAGCAUGCUUUGAGACUUUGAGGCCCUUGGCUUAUAGUCUUUUGGCAGAGAUUGUACAUCAUGUUCGACAGGAUCUCUCCUUAUCACAGUUGUCGCGAAUUAUUUACUUGUUCUCAAGUAAUAUGCAUGACGCUUCUUUAUCAUUGAGCAUCCACACCACUUGUGCUCGCUUGAUGUUGAAUCUGGUGGAACCAAUUUUUGAGAAAGGGGUAGAUCAACAAUCUACCGAUGAUGCAAGGAUUCUAUUGGGUCGCAUUCUGGACGCUUUUGUCGGGAAAUUCAGUACUUUCAAACGGACAAUUCCCCAGCUUUUGGAGGAAGGUGAGGAAGGAAAGGAUCGUGCUACCUUGAGAUCAAAGCUUGAACUUCCUGUGCAGGCAGUUUUGGCUUUGCAGGUUCCUGUGGAGCAUUCAAAGGAGGUCAAUGAUUGCAAACAUUUGAUUAAGACAUUAGUGAUGGGAAUGAAGACCAUCAUAUGGAGCAUCACUCAUGCACACUCCCCUAGACCACAGGCUCUUGUCUCACCAUCUUCUAAUUUAUCAACACCUCAAGCAUUGAGGGGCAUGAGAGAAGAUGAGGUGUGCAAAGCUUCAGGUGUUUUAAAAAAUGGUGUUCAUUGCUUGGCACUUUUCAAGGAGAAGGAUGAGGAGAGGGAAAUGCUGCAUCUCUUCUCACAGAUUUUGGCCAUCAUGGAACCUCGUGAUCUUAUGGAUAUGUUCUCCCUGUGUAUGCCUGAGCUUUUUGAGUGCAUGAUCUCCAACACUCAACUUGUCCAUAUAUUCUCUACCCUUCUAGCAGCCCCAAAAGUGUACCGGCCAUUUGCUGAUGUGCUUGUUAAUUUUCUCGUGAGCAGCAAACUUGAUGUCUUGAAGCAACCAGAUUCACCUGCAGCAAAACUGGUUUUGCAUCUAUUUCGGUUUAUAUUUGGUGCCGUUGCUAAAGCACCAUCUGAUUUUGAACGGAUUUUGCAGCCUCAUGCCCCUGUUAUAAUGGAAUUUUGCAUGAAAAAUGCCACUGAACUUGAAAGACCUCUUGGCUACAUGCAGUUGCUUCGUACAAUGUUCAAGGCACUUUCAGGGUGCAAGUAUGAACUUUUGCUCCGGGAUUUGGUCCCCAUGUUGCAGCCCUGCCUUAAUAUGCUGCUGGCUAUGCUGGAAGGGCCAACUGGCGAAGAUAUGAGAGAUCUUUUAUUGGAGCUCUGCUUGACCUUACCUGCUCGUUUGAGCUCUCUGUUACCAUACCUUUCUCGUCUUAUGAAGCCUUUGGUACUAUGUCUCAAGGGAAGUGACGAAUUAGUGAGUCUUGGUUUACGAACACUUGAGUUUUGGGUUGAUAGUUUAAAUCCUGAUUUCCUUGAACCCAUCAUGGCCAGUGUUAUAUCUGAGGUGAUUCUUGCCUUGUGGUCUCACUUAAGACCAGCUCCCUAUUCCUGGGGUGCAAAAGCAUUGCAGCUUCUUGGCAAGUUAGGAGGCCGAAACAGACGAUUCCUCAAAGAGCCUCUGGCACUUGAGUGUAAGGAGAAUCCUGAGCAUGGGCUUCGCCUGAUUUUGACAUUUGAGCCUGCAACCCCAUUCUUGGUGCCUCUUGAUCGAUGCAUAAAUCUUGCUGUGGAAGCUGUAAUGAACAAAAAUUGUGGCAUGGAUGCUUUCUAUCGGAAGCAAGCUCUAAAGUUCCUUCGAGUUUGCCUAUCAUCUCAGCUCAAUUUGCCCGGAAGUGUUGCUGAUGAGGGAUCUACAUCCAAGCAGCUAUCUGCAUUGUUAGUUUCUACUGUUGAUCAAUCAUCACGCAGAUCUGAGUUAAUGGAUGUCAAGGCUGACUUAGGUGUAAAGACAAAGACCCAACUUAUGGCUGAGAAGUCUGUCUUCAAGAUUCUUUUGAUGACUGUUGUUGCUGCCAAUGGUGAGCCAGAUCUCACAGAUCCUACAGAUGAUUUUGUUGUCAAUAUAUGUCGCCAUUUUGCAGUGAUAUUUCACAUCGAUUCUUCAUCCAGCAACGUAUCAGCAACUGCACUUGGGGGUUCAUCACUCUCAAAUAGUGUUCAUGUUGGUUCUAGGUUAAAAAACAAUGCUUGUUCAAAUUUGAAGGAGCUAGACCCUCUGAUAUUCUUGGAUGCUUUAGUUGAUGUUCUAGCAGAUGAAAACAGGCUCCAUGCCAAAGCUGCUCUUGGUGCUUUAAAUGUGUUUGCAGAAACACUUGUAUUCCUAGCUCGUUCAAAACAUACUGACUUUAUAAUGUCCAGAGGGCCAGGAACACCAAUGAUUGUCUCUAGUCCAUCAAUGAACCCUGUAUAUUCUCCACCCCCCAGUGUUCAUGUUCCUGUAUUUGAACAACUUUUGCCCCGUCUUCUGCAUUGUUGCUAUGGACUUACGUGGCAAGCACAAAUGGGUGGUGUCAUGGGAUUGGGUGCUUUGGUUGGAAAGGUCACUGUUGAGACACUCUGCCUUUUUCAAGUAAGAAUUGUGCGUGGUUUAAUAUAUGUCCUUAAAAAGCUUCCUAUAUAUGCUAGCAAGGAGCAGGAGGAGACAAGCCAAGUGCUCACACAAGUUCUUCGAGUGGUAAAUAAUGCUGAUGAAGCUAAUAGUGAGGCACGGAAGCAAAGCUUUCAAGGAGUAGUUGAUUUUCUUGCUCAAGAGUUGUUCAACCAGAAUGCAUCUGUCAUUGUGAGAAAGAAUGUACAAUUAUGCCUGGCACUUUUAGCUAGCAGGACGGGUAGUGAGGUGUCAGAAUUACUUGAGCCACUGUAUCAACCUUUUCUCCAGCCACUUAUUGUGCGGUCACUUAAGUUAAAGACUGUUGAUCAACAAGUUGGAACAGUUACAGCAUUGAAUUUUUGUCUAGCAUUGAGGCCACCUCUUCUCAAGUUGACUCCAGAGUUAGUUAACUUCCUGCAAGAAGCCUUGCAAAUAGCAGAAUCUGAUGACAAUGCCUGGGUUGCUAAGUUUAUCAACCCCAAAGUAAUGACAUCGUUGACUAAACUUCGAACAGCUUGCAUUGAGCUGCUUUGUACGACAAUGGCAUGGGCUGAUUUUAAAACUCCAAAUCAUGCUGAAUUGCGUGCCAAGAUCAUUUCAAUGUUUUUUAAGUCUUUAACCUGUCGAACUCCGGAAAUUGUUGCUGUUGCAAAGGAGGGCCUGCGACAGGUAAUUAAUCAAAGGAUGCCCAAAGAACUUCUACAAAGCAGCCUUAGGCCUAUAUUGGUCAAUUUGGCGCACACAAAAAAUCUCAGCAUGCCUCUUCUGCUUGGUCUAGCCCGCUUGCUUGAGCUGUUAUCCAAUUGGUUUAAUGUUACCUUGGGUGGCAAACUUCUAGAGCAUCUAAAGAGGUGGCUGGAGCCUGAGAAGUUGGCACAGAGUCAGAAGUCAUGGAAGGCUGGUGAAGAACCUAAAAUUGCUGCAGCUAUAAUUGAGCUUUUUCACUUGCUUCCUCCUGCUGCUUCAAAGUUCCUUGAUGAACUUGUAACCUUGACUAUUGAUUUGGAAGGAGCUCUUCCCCCAGGACAAGUAUAUAGUGAAAUCAAUAGUCCAUAUCGCCUUCCCCUUACAAAGUUUUUAAAUCGUUAUGCACCCCUUGCAGUUGAUUAUUUCCUUGCUCGGUUAAGUGAACCAAAGUAUUUCAGGCGUUUCAUGUAUAUAAUUCGUUCAGAAGCUGGCCAGUCAUUGAGAGAUGAGCUUGCGAAAUCACCACAAAAGAUACUUGCAAGUGCUUUCCCUGAAUUUCUACCAAAACCUGAUGUGACAAUGGCUCCUGCAUCCACAAGCACACAUACUAUAUUAGGUGAAGAAAGUGUUGUUGCUCCAUCAACUGAUGCUUCUAAUCCACCUGCUCCUCCUCCCAAUGCAACAUCUGAUGCUUACUUUCAGGGACUAGCACUGAUAAAAACCCUGGUCAAAUUAAUCCCUGGUUGGUUACAAAGUAAUCGUAGUGUGUUUGAUACAUUGGUACUUGUUUGGAAAUCACCUGCAAGAAUAUCCCGGUUGCAAAAAGAACAGGAGCUGAACCUAGUGCAAGUUAAAGAAAGCAAGUGGCUUGUCAAAUGCUUCCUUAAUUACUUGAGACAUGACAAAAAUGAAGUGAAUGUUCUCUUUGAUAUACUUACCAUAUUCUUAUUUCAUAGUCGGAUUGACUAUACAUUUCUGAAGGAGUUUUACAUUAUUGAGGUGGCUGAAGGCUAUCCACCAGGCAUGAAAAAGUCUCUUCUAAUGCAUUUUCUCAGCCUUUUCCAAUCAAAACAACUUGGUCAUGAGCAUUUAGUGAUUGUGAUGCAAAUGCUGAUUCUUCCAAUGCUUGCACAUGCCUUUCAAAAUGGUCAAAGUUGGGAAGUUGUUGAUCCUGCUAUCAUAAAAACAAUUGUUGAUAAACUUCUUGAUCCACCAGAGGAGGUUUCUGCUGAGUAUGAUGAGCCUUUAAGAAUAGAACUAUUGCAGCUUGCCACUUUACUUCUUAAAUAUCUUCAGAAUGAUCUUGUCCAUCAUAGGAAGGAACUGAUAAAGUUUGGGUGGAAUCAUCUUAAGCGUGAAGACACUGCAAGCAAACAAUGGGCAUUUGUGAAUGUCUGCCAUUUCUUGGAGGCAUAUCAAGCCCCAGAAAAAAUAAUACUCCAGGUUUUUGUUGCUCUUCUCAGGACUUGCCAACCAGAAAAUAAAAUGUUGGUCAAGCAGGCUCUUGAUAUUCUAAUGCCAGCACUUCCAAGACGUUUGCCUCUUGGUGAUUCUCGGAUGCCCAUAUGGAUAAGAUACACCAAGAAAAUCCUUGUUGAAGAAGGUCAUUCAAUUCCGAAUCUUAUUCACAUAUUCCAACUUAUUGUCCGCCAUUCGGAUCUCUUCUACAGCUGCAGAGCACAGUUUGUUCCUCAGAUGGUGAAUUCUCUCAGUCGCCUUGGAUUGCCUUAUAAUACCACUGCAGAAAACAGGCGUCUUGCCAUUGAACUCGCUGGAUUAGUUGUUAAUUGGGAGAGGCAAAGACAAAAUGAGAUGAAAGUUGUUACUGAUUCUGAUGCACCCAACCAAAUCAAUGAUGCCUUUAAUCCUAGCUCUGCUGAUUCUAAGCGAUCUGUGGAUGGGUCCACGUUUCCUGAAGAUACAACUAAGCGAGUAAAAGCAGAACCCGGUCUGCAAUCCCUAUGUGUCAUGUCCCCUGGUGGUCCUUCAUCAAUCACUAACAUUGAAACCCCGGGAUCUGCCAGUCAACCUGAUGAAGAAUUUAAACCAAAUGCUGCAAUGGAGGAAAUGAUUAUCAAUUUUCUUAUCAGAGUUGCGCUGGUCAUAGAGCCUAAGGACAAAGAAGCAAGUGCCAUGUACAAACAAGCUUUGGAGCUACUUUCACAAGCUUUGGAGGUGUGGCCGAAUGCAAAUGUAAAAUUUAAUUAUUUGGAAAAGCUUCUGAGCAGUAUACAGCCAUCUCAAGCAAAGGAUCCAUCCACUGCACUGGCACAGGGUUUGGAUGUCAUGAACAAAGUUUUAGAGAAACAACCUCACUUGUUCAUAAGAAAUAACAUUAACCAGAUUUCUCAAAUUCUUGAACCAUGUUUCAAGCAUAAACUUUUAGAUGCUGGCAAAUCUUUUUGCUCACUGUUGAAGAUGAUUUUUGUCGCUUUUCCUCAAGAAGCAACUACCACACCUGCUGAUGUUAAGUUGUUGUACCAGAAACUUGAUGAUUUGAUACAGAAGCAUGUUACCACUGUCACAGCUCUUCAAACGUCUAGUGAUGAUAAUAAUGCUAGUUCAAUCAGUUUCUUGUUGCUUGUCAUAAAAACCUUGACAGAGGUACAAAGGAACUUUGUUGAUCCUUCAAUUUUGGUUCGCAUCCUUCAACGACUGCAACGUGAUAUGGGUUCAUCUGCAGGGUCUCAUUUAAGACAAGGUCAGAGAACAGAUCCAGAUUCAGCAGUCACAUCUUCUCGUCAAGGUGCUGAUGUUGGAGCAGUUAUUUCAAAUCUAAAAUCAAUUUUGAAACUUAUCACUGAUAGAGUGAUGGUUGUUACUGAGUGCAAGCGAUCUGUAUCUCAAAUAUUGAAUGCUUUACUCUCCGAGAAAGGAAUUGAUGCUAGUGUACUACUUUGUAUACUUGAUGUGGUUAAAGGGUGGAUUGAAGAUGACACAUGUAAACAAGGAACUUCAGUCACACCAAGUGCCUUUCUCACUCCUAAGGAGAUAGUUUCUUUUCUUCAAAAGCUUUCACAAGUUGAUAAACAAAACUUCACACCAGUUUCUCUGGAAGAGUGGGACAAGAAAUAUCUUGAACUUCUUUAUGCUAUUUGUGCAGAUUCAAAUAAAUACCCUUUACCCUUGCGUCAAGAGGUCUUUCAGAAGGUGGAAAGGCUAUUUAUGCUUGGUUUACGAGCCAGAGAUCCCCAAGUUAGGAUGAAAUUUUUCUCUCUCUAUCAUGAGUCUCUUGGAAAAACUCUUUUUACCAGACUUCAGUUUAUUAUCCAAAUUCAAGACUGGGGCGCUUUGAGUGAUGUCUUCUGGCUCAAACAAGGCCUUGAUCUACUCUUGGCGAUAUUAGUUGAGGAUAAACCUAUUACACUAGCUCCAAAUUCUGCCAGGGUUCAACCACUUUUGGUGUCAAGUUCUAUUCUGGAAUUAUCUGGGAUGCCACACAAGGUUAAUGAUGUAUCUGAAGGAUCUGAGGAUGCUCCACUAACGUUUGAGACCCUUGUGCUUAAGCAUGCCCAGUUUCUUAAUAGCAUGAGCAAACUCCAGGUGGCUGAUCUAUUAAUUCCAUUGAGAGAGUUAGCCCACACAGAUGCUAAUGUUGCAUAUCAUUUAUGGGUGCUGGUAUUUCCAAUUGUCUGGGUUACAUUGCAUAAAGAAGAGCAAGUAACACUUGCUAAACCAAUGAUUAAUCUUUUGUCUAAAGAUUACCAUAAGAGGCAGCAAGCCAACAGACCAAAUGUAGUGCAAGCUCUAUUAGAAGGGCUUCAGUUGAGCCAUCCGCAACCUAGAAUGCCAAGUGAGCUCAUUAAAUAUAUUGGGAAAACUUAUAAUGCAUGGCACAUUGCACUGGCUUUGCUGGAAAGUCAUGUUAUGUUGUUCCCGAAUGAUUCUAAAUGCUCUGAGUCUCUGGCUGAGCUCUAUCGUUUGCUCAAUGAAGAGGAUAUGAGAUGUGGUCUGUGGAAGAAGAGAUCAGUCACUGCAGAAACCCGGGCUGGGCUUUCUCUUGUUCAGCACGGUUACUGGCACCGUGCCCAAAGUCUCUUUUAUCAAGCCAUGGUGAAGGCAACUCAAGGAACAUAUAACAACACCGUUCCUAAGGCUGAGAUGUGUCUAUGGGAAGAGCAAUGGUUGUACUGUGCUAGUCAACUUAGUCAAUGGGAUGCGCUCGCAGACUUUGGCAAGAGUGUUGAGAAUUAUGAAAUUCUGCUUGACAGUCUUUGGAAAUUGCCUGAUUGGACAUAUAUGAAGGAGCAUGUCAUUCCCAAAGCUCAAGUGGAAGAAACUCCAAAGCUUCGUCUAAUUCAGGCAUACUUUGCUCUUCAUGAUAAAAAUACAAAUGGCGUCGGGGAUGCUGAGAAUAUGGUAGGUAAAGGAGUUGAUCAUGCUCUAGAGCAAUGGUGGCAGCUGCCUGAAAUGUCUGUUCAUUCCAGAAUUCCUCUUUUGCAGCAAUUUCAACAAAUAGUUGAAGUUCAAGAGUCAGCCAGAAUUCUAAUGGAUAUUUCCAAUGGAAAUAAACUCUCUGGCAAUUCGGUGGUUGGUGUGCAAGGAAACCUUUAUGCUGAUCUGAAGGACAUCCUUGAGACGUGGAGACUAAGAACUCCAAAUGAAUGGGAUAAUAUGUCUGUUUGGUAUGAUUUGCUGCAGUGGAGGAAUGAAAUGUACAACUCUGUAAUAGACGCUUUCAAAGAUUUUGGCACCACAAAUUCUGCACUUCAUCAUCUUGGUUACCGUGAUAAAGCAUGGACUGUCAACAGGCUUGCACACAUUGCUCGUAAGCAAGGCCUUUUUGAUGUUUGUGUUACCAUACUUGAAAAAUUAUAUGGCCAUUCAACCAUGGAAGUGCAGGAAGCAUUUGUUAAGAUAACUGAACAGGCAAAGGCAUACUUAGAAAAUAAGGGAGAACAUACAAGUGGUAUUAAUCUGAUCAACAGCACUAAUCUAGAGUAUUUUCCUGCAAAGCACAAGGCUGAAAUUUUCCGUCUGAAAGGAGACUUCUUUUUAAAAUUGAAUGAUUCUGAAAGUGCUAAUGUUGCUUAUUCGAAUGCCAUUAGUCUUUUCAAAAACUUGCCUAAAGGAUGGAUAAGCUGGGGAGACUACUGUGAUAUGGCUUACAGAGAAACUCAUGAAGAGAUUUGGUUGGAAUAUGCCGUUAGCUGCUUCUUGCAAGGUAUAAAAUUUGGUGUGUCCAAUUCAAGAAGCCAUCUUGCUCGCGUUCUUUAUCUUCUUAGCUUUGAUACUCCUAAUGAGCCUGUUGGAAGGGCAUUUGAUAAGUACUAUGAACAAGUACCACAUUGGGUUUGGCUAUCCUGGAUACCACAGCUCUUACUCUCUUUGCAGAGGACAGAAGCUCCUCACUGUAAACUUGUUCUUCUGAAGAUUGCAACCUUGUAUCCUCAGGCUCUGUAUUAUUGGUUGCGCACAUACUUGCUGGAAAGACGUGAUGUUGCCAAUAAAUCUGAACAUGGUAGAAUAGCAAUGGCUCAACAAAGAACACAACAAAGUGUUUCUGGUACUAGUGCUGGUUCUCUUGGUGGGUUGGCUGAUGGAAAUGCAAGAGUGCAAGGUCCAGGUGGGAGUAACUUGCCAUCUGAUAUUCAAGCUCACCAAGGCUCCCAGCCUGCAGGUGGAAUUGGAUCUCAUGAUGGUGGAAAUUCACAUGGGCAAGAACCCGAAAGGUCUACAAGUGCUGAAAGCAACAUACACAAUGGAAAUGACCAGCCUUUGCAGCAAGGUUCUGCAAAUCUCAAUGAAGGUGGUCAAAAUACUUUAAGACGUGCUGGUGCUUUAGGUUUUGUGGCUUCAGCUGCCAGUGCUUUUGAUGCUGCAAAAGAUAUAAUGGAGGCUCUUAGGGGCAAGCAUGCUAAUUUGGCUGGUGAACUCGAGAUCCUGCUCACAGAAAUUGGUUCAAGGUUUGUCACUCUUCCCGAAGAGAGACUUUUAGCAGUGGUAAAUGCAUUGCUCCACCGCUGCUACAAAUAUCCAACUGCUACAACUGCAGAAGUUCCGCAAUCUCUCAAGAAGGAGCUCUCAGGUGUUUGUAGGGCUUGCUUUUCUGCUGAUGCUGUAAAUAAGCAUGUUGAUUUUGUGAGGGAGUACAAACAAGAUUUUGAACGUGAUCUUGAUCCAGAAAGCACAGCUACUUUUCCAUCUACCCUCUCUCAACUGACUGAGCGGUUGAAACACUGGAAAAAUGUUCUUCAAAGCAAUGUUGAGGAUAGGUUUCCAGCAGUAUUAAAGUUGGAAGAAGAAAGCAGGGUAUUGCGCGACUUCCAUGUUAUAGAUGUUGAAGUUCCAGGGCAAUAUUUCACUGAUCAGGAAAUUGCACCAGAUCAUACCGUGAAAUUGGAUAGGGUUGCAGCUGAUAUUCCAAUUGUGAGAAGGCAUGGGAGCAGUUUUCGACGUUUGACUCUAAUUGGCUCUGAUGGUUCCCAACGUCAUUUUAUUGUCCAAACAUCUUUGACUCCCAAUGCUAGAAGUGAUGAGCGCAUACUGCAGCUUUUCCGCGUUAUGAACCAAAUGUUUGAGAAGCACAAGGAAUCAAGACGCCGUCACAUAUGCAUUCACACACCCAUAAUUAUUCCUGUUUGGUCCCAGGUUCGCAUGGUAGAAGAUGAUUUGAUGUAUAGUACUUUCCUUGAGGUCUAUGAGAAUCAUUGUGCAAGGAAUGACCGUGAGGCAGAUCUUCCAAUAACCUAUUUCAAGGAGCAGUUGAACCAAGCUAUAUCUGGGCAAAUAUCACCAGAAGCUGUUGUUGAUCUCCGUCUGCAAGCAUAUAAUGAAAUAACGAAAAACCUUGUUAAUGACAACAUCUUUUCACAGUAUAUGUACAAAACUCUACCUAGUGGCAACCAUAGUUGGGCAUUCAAGAAGCAAUUUGCCAUCCAGUUAGCCCUUUCAAGUUUCAUGUCCUUUAUGCUACAAAUUGGUGGGAGGUCUCCGAACAAGAUUUUGUUUGCAAAGAACACUGGAAAAAUAUUUCAAACUGAUUUUCAUCCUGCGUAUGAUGCUAAUGGAUUGAUCGAGUUUAAUGAACCAGUCCCAUUUAGGCUGACAAGGAAUAUGCAAGCCUUCUUCUCACAUGGAGUGGAAGGCCUUAUCGUAUCUUCAAUGUGUGCAGCUGCACAGGCUGUGGCUUCACCUAAACAAAGUCAGCACCUAUGGCAUCAUCUAGCAAUGUUUUUCCGUGAUGAGCUACUGUCCUGGUCUUGGAGAAGACCGCUUGGGAUGCCCAUGGCCCCUAUGGCUGCAGGUGGUACUAUGAGCCCCGUUGACUUCAAACAGAAAGUUAUCACAAAUGUGGAACAUGUUAUUACAAGGGUUAAGGGUAUCGCUCCUCAGAAUUUUUCUGAAGAGGAGGAGAAUGUUAUGGAUCCACCACAGCCUGUGCAGAGGGGUGUUACUGAGUUGGUUGAAGCUGCCUUGAACCCAAGGAACUUGUGCAUGAUGGAUCCAACGUGGCAUCCCUGGUUUUAAGUUCUGAUGGCAGUUUUUUCGUGAGAAGUCUGUAGCAGUACCGUAAAUAUGUGUACAUAUCCCAACUAUAUACUACUGUGAUUUUAGAUUGCAGUUCACAAAACGAAAUUUAGUUGAACUUAAUUUUGUAAAUUGAAGUUUAGUUAAAAGUAGAUUUAGUACAAUUUAAUUUGUUUGGUUACUUU
Messenger RNA from Cajanus cajan (pigeon pea), 12261 nucleotides. Its product is annotated as Phosphatidylinositol 3- and 4-kinase family protein with FAT domain-containing protein. The record is from RefSeq and is a predicted model, not a curated record. Gene Ontology annotation, cellular component: NuA4 histone acetyltransferase complex; SAGA complex; nucleus. Gene Ontology annotation, biological process: regulation of DNA-templated transcription; DNA repair. Gene Ontology annotation, molecular function: protein binding. NCBI's taxonomy places the organism in Eukaryota, Viridiplantae, Streptophyta, Magnoliopsida, Fabales, Fabaceae.